AAAUUUUUUUGUUCGGUGUCACAUAAAUUCAACUUUUCUUAUCGUAAUUCAGUUGGUAAAUGAUAAUAAUCAACAAUCAACAUAAUAUAAUUAUCUUUAGUCAUUCAUCAUCAUUUUAAUCAAGAAGAGGAAAACAAAAAUCUUAUGAGUCCAUCAACUGUACCGGUGUCAACAAUUGGAGAAUCAGCUUAUAACAAUAAUAAUGAAACAAACGGAAACGGAAUUGAUGCUAUUUCACCAACUAUCAGAAAAGAUGAAAACAAAGGUGAAAAAUUUUUUAUAAGUUCAAGUGAAGGUGAUGAAGUUGGAGGAAGAAAUUGUGGUAAAAAGGAAGAAGAAGAAGAAGAAGAUGAAAUAAUGAUAACAAACGGAAUAACAUCUUCAAUCUCAAUCGCUCCACAUACACAACCCUUUCCACCUUCACAACCACCGACAAUGAUAACAACACACCACCAACCUUACCACCACCAACAGUCUCAUCACCAUCAACAUGGGAUAUAUAAAUCUCGGCGUCAAGCUCGGUCAAAAAGCCCGGUACUGAAAAGAGUUUCAUUUGGUUCAUCUAAAGGGUCAAUGGUUGAGACACUAAUCUAUGAUCAUAAUGAUGAUGAUCUACUUAAGGAUAAAUUUAAUUCCAAUGGUGGAAAUCAAAAUAAUAACAGUUCAAGUGAAAGGUACCUCAAUGGAAACCAUAUAAGUAAUUAUAGUCAACCGAUACAUUUUCAUUAUCCAAUUAACCGUCGAUUGGGAAGUCGAGUGGCCUCCGAUUCAACGAUAUCCAGUUCAUUGAUAAUUGAUCGGCCUUCCCGUGUUCGGGUCUCUUUAUAUGAAUCAGGUCGACCUGCGUCUAUUGUUAGUCCAGAGACACCCGAACCAUUAUCAACAUUCAAUUCAAUCAACAAUAAUAACAAUCACAAUAAUAAUAAUAAUAUCAAUUGUUGUACAACAAUUUCCCGGAUAAUUAAUCCUCCAUUAUCAUCAUCAUCAGUUACAUCAAAUUAUACUAAUCAUCAUCAGCAUCAACAACAACAAUCAAUUUCUCACUCAACAUUAUCAUCGACAACAGUUAAUCAUCCUCAUCACAAUCAAGAUCAUCAUCAAUUAACAUUGGAUUUAGUUAAAAUGAUGGAAAGGAAAAUUAGUGUUGACAGUGGCUUUGAGAAUCCAUUCAGACCCGGUGGGGAAUUGUCCCGUGAAGCGGAAACAAUUGUCAACCUGAUCAAGGAAGGUAAACCCAUCACACCGACAACACCCACCAAGGAAUUGACCUCAGGGGAUUCGUCAUCAUCAUCACCAUCAUCAAAGAUACUCAAUGGAAUCUCAUCAAACAAUCAAUCACCAAAUGAACAAUUAUCACCAUCCAAUAGUGAUAAAUUACCAAAAAUUACAAAUUCAGGGUCAACAACAACAACAACAAUUAAUAAAUUAAAUGAGAUGAAACAAUCAACUAAAACUAAUGGUGAUUCGAGUAAAAUUUAUCCAGAAUCAAAUGAUGCUAAUUUAAAUAGCAACAAAUUAAAUGGUUCCUCUAAAUUGAUGUUAAAUCAUAAAACCAGUAAUGGUGCCGGUGGUGGACCCAAUAGUCCAGGUAUUGGUCAAAAUGAAAGGUCAACUGUUACACCAUCGGAACAAUUAAAAGAUGAAAACAAAAAAAAUAAAAAGUGUAUAUGUUGUGUCGUCCAAUAGAUGGAGCUGAUAACCAUCAACACGAAAUUUUCAUUUUUUUUUUCCUAAUCAACAAUAAUCAUCAUCAUCCAUUUAAUUGUUUCAAUUAUAUAACUAUAAAUAUUAUAUAUUAUUAUUAUUAUUAUUAUUAUAAAUAUAUUUAAAGACUUGUAUUCACUAAUCAA
Messenger RNA from Panonychus citri (citrus red mite), 1850 nucleotides. RefSeq names its product homeobox protein 2-like. Bases 145 to 1686 code for a protein of 513 amino acids. NCBI's taxonomy places the organism in Eukaryota, Metazoa, Arthropoda, Arachnida, Trombidiformes, Tetranychidae. The transcript is spliced from 4 exons. The record is from RefSeq and is a predicted model, not a curated record.